This is a messenger RNA of Fusarium falciforme, 2913 nucleotides long. RefSeq lists its product as hypothetical. The transcript has 5 exons. The record is from RefSeq and is a predicted model, not a curated record. Gene Ontology annotation, molecular function: DNA-binding transcription factor activity, RNA polymerase II-specific; zinc ion binding; DNA binding. Gene Ontology annotation, biological process: regulation of DNA-templated transcription; DNA-templated transcription. NCBI's taxonomy places the organism in Eukaryota, Fungi, Ascomycota, Sordariomycetes, Hypocreales, Nectriaceae. The coding region runs from base 1 to 2913 and encodes 970 amino acids.
AUGUCUGGUCCCUCGCUCUCGAGCCUCUCCCACAUUCUCGAUCCUCCACGUCCGAACCCCGAUCCCACUUCCGGUCCGAACACUGCUUCGGCUCCGGUUCUUUUUGCCUCGUCUCAGCCGUAUCCGCCUCCGCCUGGUCCUGCUGUUGCGCUUGGUGCGAGGCCCUUCAACCCCACUGCCAUCGGACAACCCUCGUCUGCGCCCACCACCACGCCUCCUAAUCCCGCUUCAGCCACGCCUAGUUCUGCUGUGAACAGAGCGCACACGGGGCCAUCUCUCUACGCCUGCGGUGACUGUGGGCGCCGUUACUCGAGACCUGAGCAUCUUCAGCGUCAUGUCCAGACGCAUACUCUUGGCCGUCGCUUCGCCUGCGGCGUCUGCGGCAAGACGUUUGCGCGCGCGGAUCUGAAGAAGCGGCACGAGACAAAUCACGAGAAUGACUCGUCCAAGAAGAGACGCCGUGCCACAACCUCUCCGAGCGCUGGUCGUGUAACCCACGCUUGCAAAGCAUGCGCUUCUGCCCGUGUCAAAUGUCAGGAAGAGAAGCCUUGCCAGAGAUGCGUUCGUCGGGGGUUGACGUGCGUUUCUGCCGAGGCUGGCUCAGCCGCUGCCAUGCAUUUGAUGCAUUUAUCUGCCAACGGGCAUUCUAACACGCCCUACGGCGAUGAACGCGACAAUACGAGCUUCUCUGCCGAUUAUCCAAUGGCUGGUAUGCCCGAUUCAACGCUGCAGGUUCACCACUCUGUUGAAAGAACCUCUCCACUUGAACAGACUCCUCCAUUGAAUUCGGACUCUGGCCAACUAUCUACCCCAGAUACAGUUGGAGAUCACGCCAUCCCAGAUGGCUUGGCACCCAAACUCGAGCCUGGCGCAGGGGGACCAGUGGCCGUGGACCGCCUUCCCUUUUGCGACUUCCUCCGAGAUGUGUUGUACGAACAACAACAGUUUGACCACUCUGCCAAAAUGGCUGAGAACCAAGGGCUUGCUGUCUUGAACUUUUGCGAUGAUAGCAACCUCGAGCUCUCAGACAUGGAUUUUGGUCUGCUGGAUCACUGGAAUACCGAUGGCAUGACUGACACCUUGCCGGUCCAACAGGAGACCCCUGAAACGGACAACUCUGUCGAUAUUGCACAGAUGCGUCAGAGUUUGGUCAAUGCUUGGGACGUGUCUCCCUGGAGAUGGGACCCCGUGGCCAACGACAACGCCUAUGGCGAGCAGGCAAAUCUACCCGUCCCAAAUAGAGACGUUGCUAGUAUACAAGCCCAGGCGGCCAAGAAGGGACUGCAAAAAGUGGUAGACCAAAAACUGGAUCUGUCAGCCCGUGACCGAGUCUUGGCUGUGGUCUUGAGUGCCUGUCGACCAGACUCCAUGUCGAAUCGCAUAUCCUCAUCGUUUCCUUCGGCAGAUGUCAUGGAUACAAUGGUCCACAUCUUUCUCAACUCCCACACUAAUCAAGUAUCGGAAUGGAUACACUUUCCGACCUUCAAGCUGAACGAACAAGAGCCGGAAUGGAUAGCUGGCGCAGCAGUCGGUGGUGCUGUGUUGGCGCCAGUUUCGACCCUACGCAAGUUCGGAUAUGCUCUGCAAGAGUCCGUCCGUCUCGUUAUGCCUAACCGAUUCGAGAUGAACAAUGAGACAAUAUUGAACAUAGGUCUUAUUCAAGCUAUCAUUCUUGGCCAGGACGCCGGUCUCUGGAGUGGGAAUCGACGAAAGAUGGAGAUUGCCGAAUGUCACGUUAAUAUUCCGGUCACGAUGAUGCGAUAUCGUGGCAAGCUUCAGAGAUCCUCCUACCCUUUGAUUUCGGUCGACCCUGCAGAUGAAGGUGCCAUUCUAGAGCAGAAAUGGAGGAGCUGGAUCGAGAUGGAGAAGUGGAAACGACUUGUCUUUCACUGCUUCCUCCGAGAUAGCCAGCAGUCCAUGACAGCUUUGACAAACCCUGUCAUGUCGUAUGCUGAGCUUACACUUCCUCUACCGGCUGCCAAGGAGCUUUGGUAUGCCAAAACGGCAAAGGAAUGGAAGGGCCUCUACCUCGAGCGAGAGGCGGGACAGACUAAGAGGGCGCCAUCAGUAGGCGAUCUUCUUUAUGACGUGAACCUCCUUCCCACGAACCGCCACCGGGUGGACGUGCAGUUCUCGACAGCAAUCUAUCUUCACGCAUUCUGGGCCCUGAUUCUGGAGUUCAGAUGUCUGAGCUCGGCUUGCCGAACGCGAACCUACACGACAAGCGCCAUCGGAGGCUACGGCUCUCUGCUUGGCUCGCGACACCAGCAGCUAGUCCAGGAUCUUCAGGCCUUUCAGUCAACGACAGCCACCUGGCCUGAGAUUUCUGCACAGGAGCGGCUGGUGCUCAACCAGCUCAUGAUGAACCUGCACGUGUCGCUAGAUGACCUUCAGCUCUUCGCGGGCAAGGAGGGAGAGGAUCAGGCACGGCGAGUCUAUCCCGUGCUACAGAAGUGGACUGAGUCUACCGACUCCCGCGCAGCUGUGAGUUGCGCCGGCCAGGUUUUGCGAUUUGCGAAACUAUUCCCAGCUGGUCACUUGAAGAACUUUUAUGCAGUAGGGGUCCAUCACGCGGCGCUCGCCCUGUGGACUUAUGGUGUGGUGACCCGGGCUAGUCGUCGACAAAAUGCGACCUUGCCGCUGGAAAAGGUCUACCUCGACGACCCAGAGUCGAUAGUGAUGCAGAGAUUCAUCACGCUUGGGCAGGGCCGGCCUAUCAUCCGUGGGCCCAGCGGACGCGAGGGAGCAUCCGAGGCAGCGAUCGAGGAUCCAAAGACAAGUAUGGAAGCAGCAUACGAGGUGCUAAAGACCAACUUUUCAAAUGGACAAAGCACAGCUCCGGCCAUUGUCGAGAACCUGUGCGUGUUGAUAAGGCAGCUUGGAAACGCUGCGUGGGCGGUCGGAUUGGGAUAA